This is a messenger RNA of Ochotona princeps (American pika), 954 nucleotides long. RefSeq names its product olfactory receptor 1P1-like. The record is from RefSeq and is a predicted model, not a curated record. NCBI's taxonomy places the organism in Eukaryota, Metazoa, Chordata, Mammalia, Lagomorpha, Ochotonidae. The coding region runs from base 1 to 954 and encodes 317 amino acids. Gene Ontology annotation, biological process: G protein-coupled receptor signaling pathway. Gene Ontology annotation, molecular function: olfactory receptor activity; G protein-coupled receptor activity. Gene Ontology annotation, cellular component: membrane. The transcript has a single exon.
AUGGAGAGAGAGAACGGGACUGGCCUCUUUGAGUUCCUCCUCUGGGGCCUCUCGGAGCGGCCGGCACAGCAACGUGUCCUCUUCCUGCUGUUUCUGUGGAUGUACGUGGUCACCGUGGCGGGGAACCUGCUCAUUGUCCUGGCCAUCAGCACCAAUGAGCGCCUCCACACUCCCAUGUACUUCUUCCUAGCCAGCUUGUCCUGGACAGACAUCCUCUUCAUCUCCACCACCGUGCCUAAGGCCCUGGCGAGCAUCCACACCCACAGCAGGGCCAUCUCUUACCUGGGGUGCCUGGCUCAGCUCUACUUCUUCCUGACAUUUGGGGACAUGGACAUUUUCCUGCUGGCCACCAUGGCCUAUGACCGCUACGCGGCCAUUUGCCAUCCUCUGCACUACAAGGUGAUCAUGAGCUUGCGACGCUGCGUGCUCCUGGUGACCACCUGCUGGGUCCUCACCACACUCGUGGCCAUGACUCAUACCUUUCUCAUUUCCCGGCUAUCUUUCUGCACCACGAAGGUCAUUCCCGACUUCUUCUGUGACCUGGGACCCCUGAUGAAGGUGGCUUGCUCUGACACCCGGGCCAACGAACUGGUGCUUCUCUUCUUGGGGGGUGCUGUCAUCUUAAUCCCAUUUCUGCUCAUCCUGGCCUCUUACAGCCGCAUCGUAGCCACCAUCCUCAGAGUUCCCUCUGCCCAGGGGAAGCGCAAGGCUUUCUCCACCUGUGGGUCCCACCUGGCUGUGGUGGCUCUGUUUUUUGGGACAGUGAUCAGGGCUUACCUGUGUCCCUCAUCCUCUUCCUCCAACUCAGUGGAGGAGGACACAGCGGCUGCUGUCAUGUACACGGUGGUCACUCCCCUGCUGAACCCAUUCAUCUAUAGCCUGAGGAACAAGGACAUGAAGCAGGCCCUGGGCAGACUUCUCAGGGGCCAAGUUUCUUUCUCUUGGGGCCACUGA